Messenger RNA from Manihot esculenta (cassava), 1899 nucleotides. Its product is annotated as aluminum-activated malate transporter 10. Bases 412 to 1899 code for a protein of 495 amino acids. The record is from RefSeq and is a predicted model, not a curated record. Gene Ontology annotation, cellular component: plant-type vacuole membrane. NCBI's taxonomy places the organism in Eukaryota, Viridiplantae, Streptophyta, Magnoliopsida, Malpighiales, Euphorbiaceae. The transcript has 6 exons. Gene Ontology annotation, biological process: malate transport.
UUCUAUAGGCAUUGUCCAAUAUAAUUGGAUAUUUUUGGUCAGUAUUGUGACAAAAAUGCCAUUAGCUCCGGAAAAUCAGAAGUUUUUCUUGUACGACCCUCAAUCGUAGGUUCCUUUUUGGAUUGAAGCAGCCAUGUACAAUGUACAUAUAAAUGACGCCCGACUGGCGACGACAGACAAGGCCGCAACACAAACCAGAACUACUAGUUAGAAAAUAAUUCCAUAUAUGAAAGCUUAAAAUAAGCUCUCCCCAAGAUGUCGAAUUUCCAUGUCCAUCCUUUUGGUAACAGCAAUCAAAGGCUCAUAUAAAGAACUACCCACUUGCGUCGAAAUGCCUUAAACUUUACUUAACAACCUAAUCUCCGCUAUUCUUGUGUGAGUCUGUUUUUUUUUUUUGGCUACCAGAUAGAGAUGGGCAAGGAAGGAUCAAACAAAUCAGAGUGGGGCAUAAAUAUACCUGACGAUACUUCAGAGAUAUUAGUGCCAGAAUCUAGGCCAUUAGGCCAAAGAGUCUGGCUGGGUGUAAGGGGUCUCCUAGGAGGAAUAAUUUUGAAGAUUUGGAAGUUUUUGGAGAAAGCUUGGAAUAUAGGUGUUGCUGAGCCAAAAAAGGUCAUCCACGGCGUCAAGGUGGGGGCGGCACUCUCUCUUGUAUCACUUUUCUACUAUAUUAGACCUUUGUAUGAAGGUGCUGGAGGAAACGCUAUGUGGGCAGUUAUGACUGUAGUCGUGGUUCUGGAAUACACCGUGGGUGCCACCCUAUAUAAAUGUAUCAACAGAGCAACGGCUACUUUUCUUGCUGGGUCCCUUGGUCUUGGUGUUCAUUGGGUUGCGAGUCAGACAGGAGAAAAACUUGAACCCGUAAUACUUGGAAUCUCACUGUUCAUUUUUGCUUCAGCAGCAACAUUCUCGCGAUUUAUACCAUCUGUGAAAGCAAGGUUUGAUUACGGUGCUUUGAUCUUCAUUCUCACCUUUACCUUAGUUUCGGUUUCUGGUUAUCGCGUGGAUGAAUUGUUUGAUUUCGCUCACCAAAGAUUAUCUACAAUUGUUAUUGGAGCCUCCUUGUGCAUUCUCAUAAGCCUGCUUUUCUGUCCCGUUUGGGCUGGCACUGAGCUUCACAAUUUGACUCAUAGUAACCUGGAAAAACUUUCUGAUUCAUUGGAUGGAUGUUUUGGACGUUACUUCACAAGCAACGGUGACGAGGAUUUUAGCUUCAAGGUGGAAGAGUAUAAAUGCGUGCUUAAUUCAAAGGCAACUGAAGAGUCUAUGGCCAAUUUUGCAAGAUGGGAACCUUCACAUGGUCGUUUCAACUUCCGGCACCCUUGGAAACAGUACCUCGAGGUUGGGGCCUCAUUACGUAGCUGUGCUAAUUGCAUUCAAACUCUCAAUGGUUUCAUGAACUCAGAAAUUCAGGCACCUGAAUAUCUAAAGAAGCAUCUCAGUAGUCCCUGCACUAAGUUGAGUUUCUAUGCUUCAAAAGUCUUGAAAGAACUGACAAAUACAGUGAAGACCAUGACAAAACCAUCAAAUACAGACUUGUCGACAGGAUUUGGAGAUAUGCGACACGCAGCACAAGAACUUCAAAAUGCGCUCAAAUCUCUUGCUAACUACGUACCUGCGACGGCCCCAGCACCAACAUCGGGUGCUGUUGCAAAAGCAGAGCCCACAACAAAAACUAGCCCACCACCUGUCAUGGAGGUCCUUCCACUGGUCACACUGAUAUCUUUGUUAAUAGAAACUGCAAGAAAAGUGGAAGACAUUGUUGAUUCUAUUAACGAGUUGGCGAGGCUGGCAGAAUUCAAGCCUGUCACUUCUAAAAGAGUCAACCAAAAUGAGCCCAAUAACAAACUCACCUCAAGCAUCCCAGACCGUCAAACAACCAAAAACCCAACAGAGGCCUAA